Messenger RNA from Larimichthys crocea (large yellow croaker), 3722 nucleotides. RefSeq names its product nucleolar protein dao-5-like. Lineage: Eukaryota; Metazoa; Chordata; Actinopteri; Sciaenidae. The record is from RefSeq and is a predicted model, not a curated record. Bases 554 to 3628 code for a protein of 1024 amino acids. The transcript has 9 exons.
UAGAAUUGGUGAUUUUUUGAAGCAUGGAGAAGUCUCCAGAGUAUUUUCUAAUGUUUAGUGAGCAAGAAAAGGUAACAUUCUUUACCAUUUUAUUUUAUUUAAUGACAGUAUUAUGGUUACUGUAAAAUAAAAUAUUGCAGCUAAUCAGUAGUCAGUCACAGUAAACUGAUUAAAUUGAUCUCCUGGUUUAUGUUCACAUCAGAAGAGAUUAUCAAAUCACUCCUAUACUGUGGUCAACCAGCUCUGCGAUCAUCCUGCUCUGUCCUAUCCUGGUUGCAAUGUUGCUAACAUGCUUGUAUGAGUGACAGGCAGCGGCUGCCUUUAGACUAUGACACACACUGGGCUGGGUACUUAUGAGGUGUUGAUGACGUAGCAGUAAUUAACAUGAUGAUCUUACAAAAAUGACUCAACAGUAUUGCCACAUGAUAAUGUAAAAUUUUGUGUUAGUUUUUACUGUUUCAAUAUUUCCGCAGGCCUGUGGGUCAUUUGUAUUAAUUUAUGUGAGUGAAUAACAUGUUUUUUCCCUUCUUUUUCUGUCCAUCUGUUCUCCAAGAUGGAUUUGCCUUUUGAGAUGGACUCAAGUACCAUCAGUGGAUCCAUCAAUGACCAGCCUACCUCAACACAUAACCAUGAUGGGCUCCUUGUAGAAGAGUGUUGUCAGUCUGUGUUUGUUGCACCUGACUCAUCAACCUCAGACCAUGAGAGUCCCCAUCUGAAAGCUGGAAUUUCAGAGUCAGAGUCGUCUGAAAAGUUGUUAUCCUUCCACUAUGGAUCUGACAAAAAACACUCAUACUCAUCAGAUGCAGAUGAUGAAGAUGAAGAUGACUUAUUCAGCAACAGUGGAUCUGGUGAAGAAUAUCAGCCCUCAUCAACACCAUCGAGCAGUGACUCUGAGGAAUUUUCAGAGAAGGAGAAGAAGUCAUCCAGGCACACAAUCCCAGAGAAAGAUCACUGUCACCAAUCAUCUGGUGAACAUGAGCAACUAGAAGCUUUGGAUCUAAGUACCAAAAAUACGUCACCACAUCCAUUUGAAAAGAGGAAAGGAGGAAAGAAAGGUGGAAAGAAGCAGCAAGGUGGUGACAAGAGACAAAAAGUUACGGUUAACACAAGCCAAAAGAAGGGUAAAAGGACUCGGAACAAACCUCAAUACUGUGUAUAUUGUGGAAAGUCAAAUCUGAAGAUUGCAAGACAUUUACAAAGAAAACACAAGGAUGAAGCUGAUGUUGCCCACGCCUUUAGUUUUCCAGUUGGUUCCAAAGAAAGGAAGGUGCUGCUGGAAACCCUUCGAAAUAAGGGCAAUUGGCAACAUAAUCUUAAGGUCUUGGAAGAAGGAAAUGGGGAGAUUGUGACGUGGAAACGUCCAUCUGAGAAAACACCUGUGAGUGACUAUCUACCCUGCCAACACUGUUACGCCAUGUUCAAGAGGACUGAACUCUGGCGACAUGAGAAAACAUGUAGAGCUAGAAAAGUGGACACAAAGAGAGGCAAAAGAGGAAGAAUCCAAAAAACUUCGUCACAACUCAUUCCAAUCAUGAAGUCCUCAGAUGGAAUUCAAAAUCUCAUUCACACCAUGUUGCAAGAUAAGGUAACCUCUCAGAUCAGAAGUGACACGAUGAUAUGCAAAUAUGGAGAUACAUUAUUUGCAAGAAAGGGCCGUGAACAAUCUCAACACAGAUACAUUGCCCGAAAGAUGAGAGAACUGGGACGGUUUGUGAUGGCUGCAAAGGAAAUUGACAAGAGUGUCAAAGGUCUGAAAGAUCUGUGUGAUCCAACAAAAUUUAAUUUGACAAUAAAAGCAGUUAGAAGAGUGUCAAAUUACAGCACAAGCACCACUGAAUAUGCAAAGCCAUCCACUGCAGUUAAAAUUGGCUUUUCUCUCAAAGGGGCAACAGAAACUUGGAUUGGACAUUGUUUGAGGACAUCAGAUGUUUUAGGUGAACAAAAAGCCAAGAAGUUUAAGGAGUUGCUGGAAAGCUCUUGGUCCAGUUAUGUGUCAACAAAUGCUCACAGUACAAUGGAACAACGCCGAUGGAACAAAGAAGACUGUGUGCCUUUGACCGAGGAUGUUAUUACUCUGCAAAACUAUUUGAGGAAGAUUGAGGAUGAGUCUAAGGCGGAGUUGAAGAAGUCUGUGAGCACCACUGCAUACAAAAGGCUAUGUGAGAGCCUUCUUGCACAAAUAAUUGUCUUCAAUAAGAAUCGGGAAGGCGAAGCUUCACGGCUAACAUUAGAGACUUAUCUAAAAGCAGAUACUGCCCCAGUGAAUAAAGACAUUUAUGAUACUUUAUCACCCAUGGAAAAACAAAUGAGCCACAGACUGACACGAAUUGUGACACGUGGGAAGAGAGGUCGAAAAGUGCCCAUUCUGCUACUUGAGCGUACAAGAGCCUCUCUUGAUUUCUUGAUCAAAAAACGGAGUGAUGUUGGAAUACUUGAUGACAACCCCUAUCUGUUUGCUAGGAUCGGGACAACAACAAACAUCCAUGGGUGUGACUGUCUCAGGAAAUAUGCCGUAGAGAGCAAAGCAAGCAACCCAGAGCUCCUGAGGUCGACAAAACUCAGAAAGCAUGUUGCUACUUUAUGCCAGCUUCUCAACCUUGAUCAUCAAGAACUGGAACAAGUAGCUCGUUUUAUGGGACAUGACAUGCGAGUCCACUGUGAAUAUUAUCGCCAAACAGACAAAACGUUUCAGGUGGCCAAGAUUGGAAAACUUCUGUUCGCAAUGGAGCAAGGAGCAAAAUCUCUAAAAGGGAAGAGCCUGAAGACACUGGACUCUGUAGUCUUUGAUGAAAGACACGACCGCCCCCCAACUACAGGCUCGAGAAGAGGCGAAGAGGGACAGACAUCAGGUGCAGACAGACCACUGGAAGUUACUGAUGAUGGGGAUCUGCAGCACCUGUCCACCCCGAGCUCACCUGUUGAGAGACCAAAGAAGACUGCUACAAGAAGAAGGCAUGAUGAUAAUGCUAGGAGUGAAAGUGAUGUGGAUGAGGAAGAGUCACAACAACAGACUCCCGAAAGGCCCCCUGUUGAUUGGAGUGAUGAUGAGAGGGGUGGAAAGCAGCAGCCCAUGAUGAACACUCCACCGCCUGUCAAGAGGCGAAAAAAGACCUCAACUAAACAAAAACAUGAUGAGGAUACAGGUGAUGAGGAACAAAGUAUCACUGCCACAAAAUCUUCUGCCAAGAAGAGAAAGAAAACUGCAGCUACAGCUACAGCUGAAAGAGGGAAAACAGGUGGAAAGGAGCAGCCCAUGAUGAACACUCCACCACCUAUCAAGAGGCGAAAAAAGACCUCAACUAAACAAAAACAUGAUGAGGAUUCAGAAGAAGAGGAACAAAGUAUCACUUCAACACAGUCCUCUGCCAAAGAGGGACAGAAAACUGCAGCUGAAAGAGGGAAAACAGAUGCAAAAAUCCAAGUUAAGAGACCCUGGACCAACCAAGAGAAGAGUGCAGUCCAGCGAGGGAUGGCCAAAUUCAUUGCGCUGAAGAAGGUGCCAGGAAAGACGGACUGUCUACUAUGUAUCAGGAAGGAAUCUCCAGUCCUGCGCACUCGAACAUGGAAGGAUAUCAAGUAUUUUGUCCAUAAUGAAAUAGUUAGAAACAAGAGAAAACUUGAAUUUUAAAGAGGAGCAAUUAAUAGGUAAUCUUGCCUUAUGUUGUGUUUGGGUGUUUUGAGAGGGAGAAAUUUACCAGAGACAAAGGAAGAAGAAAGUUUUC